CGCCUCCACAUCUGUGACCUCACGUCUUGACAGUGGCUCUCUGACUUCAAGCUCUCACUUUACUUCUAUCCCUUAGGCGAUAUUUAACAAACGCCAUGGCCGCCCCAGACCAGCGCAACAUCGUCAUCAUCGGCGGCGGCAUCAUCGGCUGCACAACCGCAUACUACCUCUCGCGGCACCCCUCGGUAGCCUCCACGAUAACCGUCCUCGAGGCCUCCGCGCACGGCGUCGCCCAGGGCGCAUCGGGCAAGGCGGGCGGCCUCGUCGCCAAGUGGGCGUACCCGAAGGAGCUCGUCGCCGUCUCCUUCCCGGAGCACGUCCGCCUCGCGGAGGAGCACGACGGCGCCGCGCGCUGGGGGUGGCGCUUCGUCGGGUGCGGGUCGUGGGAGGGCGACGGUGUGCCCGCACGCGAGGAGGACAAAGAGAGCGGGACGGGUGUGGGCGGGGGCGGAAGGCGGAAGAGUCUCGAGAAGAAGCUCGGGCUUGAGCCUGAACACGAGGUGAACGGUGGCGGGGACACGACGGGUCUUCCACAGGAUCUGGACUGGGUAGCGAGGGAGCAGACGACGGCAUACGCGCCUAUGGCGCCCGCAGGCCACACGGCGCAGGUGCACCCGUACCUCUUCACCACGAGCAUGAUGGACCUCGCCACGGCGAACGGCGCCGCACUCGUCCAGGGCCGCGCAACCCAAAUCGUCAUCUCCAACGACGGCCGCGUCUCCGGCGUCGUCUAUCAGACCAGCGACAGCGAGCAGCCGCACACGCUCCCCGCGACACACGUCGUCCUCGCCGCCGGCGCAUGGUCGCCGACCAUCGCGCCCCUCGCCGCGCUCCCCAUAUCCGCGACGCGCGCGCACAGCAUCACGAUCCGCCCCAGACCCCCCGCCUCGAUCGCGCCGUACGUGCUCUUCACCGAGAUCCGCCUCCCCGCCGCCCAGAGCCGCCGCACCGUGACGGUCUCGCCCGAGAUCUACGCGCGCCCGGACAACGAGGUGUACGCGUGCGGGCCGGGCGACGACUCGGUCUUGCCCGGGAGUGUGGAUGACGUCGAGGUCGAUCAGGCGGCGUGCGAGAGUAUCAGGGAGCACGUCGCGAGCAUCUCGCGCGAGCUGCGCGAGGGGGUCGUCGAGAGGCGCCAGGCGUGCUUUUUGCCGAGUAUUCCGGGGGGCCCUGUCGUCGGCGCGGCGGACAAGAUCGCGAAGGGGAUGUACAUUGCGACUGGGCACACAUGCUGGGGCAUUUGCAACGCCCCGGGUACGGCGAAAGCACUGGCAGAGCUGAUUCUGGAGGGCAAGAUCAAGUCGGGCAAUCUGAAGAAGCUUUCGCCAUCAAAUUUCCUGUAGUAUUAUCCUUGCACGCUGUAUCCAUUGCCCUGUAGACUAACCCAAUACCAAUGUAUCCAUGAAGAGAACAUGCUUAAUUCCCAAUGAUUACAGAAUUUAC
Messenger RNA from Coniophora puteana RWD-64-598 SS2, 1443 nucleotides. Its product is annotated as FAD dependent oxidoreductase. Lineage: Eukaryota; Fungi; Basidiomycota; Agaricomycetes; Boletales; Coniophoraceae. Gene Ontology annotation, molecular function: oxidoreductase activity. Gene Ontology annotation, cellular component: cytoplasm; late endosome. Gene Ontology annotation, biological process: retrograde transport, endosome to Golgi. The coding region runs from base 96 to 1343 and encodes 415 amino acids. The record is from RefSeq and is a predicted model, not a curated record. The transcript has 2 exons.